UGAGUGCUUCAUCUCUAAUGGCGGGUGCGCGUCUUUGCGCCACCUUCCCCUCUCUCGCAAACCCCAUCUUACCCGCCACUUCGCCGCCCCAAAAACCCACAUCCGCCUCCCUUUCCUUACCCUCCAAACUCCCUCGCCGCAAAAACUACCUCCGCCCCAAAAUUCUCAAAACCCUAAACCCCAUACCCGACCCGCCGCAACCCGUACUCCCCCUCGAGUCUCCGGCAAACCCUUCCCAAGACAACCGCGAACCCGAGUACACCUCCGAGCAAGGCGCUGUCGAUUCAGAAAAAGGAGCUGAAGUUGCGGAAUUCACGGCGGCGGAGCUGAGUGGCAUUAGCGGUAAAUUAUCUGCGAGAGAUGUGCUAAAAUAUGGAGGCUAUUUCGUUGGGCUAUUUCUGUUACAGACCGUUGUUUCUGUUUUGUUUUUGGGAGAUAGUGAUACUGAUGAGAAUAGAAAGUCUAGGAGUUUGAAUACGAGUUCUGUGGCUCAAUCUGGCAAUGUGGUUGGGUUUGAUGAGUCCAAAGUGGUGGAGAAGGUUGAGGAGAUUAGAGCAAUGGCGAGGAGGGCGCGGCAGAUUGAGAAGAAUGAGUUGAAGGGAAGUGGUGGUGGUGGUGGUGGAGAUGAGGGGUUUUCGAAGCCGAAGAGGAAGUUUGGGAUUGAGAAGGAGGUUGGGAAUAAGUUGGUUAGCUUGCAGAAGAGGUUGGGGAAGAAGAGGGAGAUGUUGCCGGGUUCGUUUGUCAAUUAUUUGGAAAUGUCUGCGAUGUUUGGAGACGCGGUGAGGAAGAGUGGGGAGAAUGGGAAAGAGGGGGCUGGGGAGUUGAUGUUUAAGAAGAAGAUGAAGUUUAAGACGCCGAAUGCGGAGGUGGAGAGGAAUCCGAAGGGUUUUGGAGGUGAGAAAGAAGACGGUGGUGCUGUUAAGGGAAAUGCAAGUGUUGGCACUGAUGGUAUGGAAUUGGUGGAAGCUGAUGAGGAGGAGAAGACGCGACAGAUUUUGGAGAAAGGAACAAUGGGAUUAGAUGAAGGACAGGACAGAGAAGCUGGAAAUAUGGCACCGCAAAAUGGUACUGUCCGCAGGACUAUUGAAGGGAAGUCAGCUUCUGAAAAUGCAAGGUCAAUCAAACCAAGAGGAUUUGGGCAGAAAAGCCCUGCAAGCUUGAAGAAGGAAGUUAAAGGAACUACUGUAAAACCUGCUGCGUCGAGUGUGAAUAGCAGUUCAAAACAGGAUGGAGUAGAAAAACAGGCUCUGGGUAGCAAAGUCAGAGGCAAGCAGGCAGAGAAUGGGUCUGAUCCCUGGUGGUUGCAUCUUCCUUUUGUUCUAGUCAUUUUUAUGCGUAGAGGUUCUGAUGGGCAAGGAGGGCUCUUUAGUGUAGAGCUCAAUUCUCAGUCCCAAAAUGAGAGUGAUGCCUCUUACACUGUUGCUUUUGAGGAUCGUGGUGAUGCCACCAACUUCUGUUUCCUAUUGGAAUCUUGUUUUGAAGAUGAAGAUGAUUUCGCAGCCAGUGCUGCUCCUUUACCAAACAAAGAACUUCACAAGGCAAUAAAAUCAGAUGGCAUGAAGGUAAUUGUUGUGAAGAAGGGGCAGCUUAAGCUGUAUGCUGGGCAACCUUUUGCUGAAGUUGAAAUGGCUUUGCGCUCUUUAGUUGUACAAAGCUGAAGUUUUGUUGAAUUUUUGUCCCUCGGUCGAGUUCCACCUGCAAUCAGGAUAGUUGUUGAUUUUAGGGUUCUUAUCAUUUUUGUUGUUAAAAUGCCCUUGGUCAGAGCUCCCCAAUAUCAAGUGAGGGUUGAUCAGAGUAAACCAAAAGUACAUUUUUCCAUGUGGUUGAGGAUAUACAAUGUGUAUGAUAAAGACGAACCCCAGUUGCAGCAAGGAUAUUGCAAAGGGCAGUUGUGGUUCGUAGAGAUCAUUCCAUAGACGUUUUCGGUUCUUUGCAUUUCGUCUAUGAUCUGAAUAGGACGUAUUUCACAAUCCUAGAAUAGAGCUUUACUUAGAUGAGUAUCAAACUAUCAAUUGUACAUUAUUCUAGUCUUGUAGAGGUGGAGAAACUAUCUUCUGGGUGAAUUUG
Argentina anserina (silverweed cinquefoil) is the source of this 2067-nucleotide messenger RNA. RefSeq lists its product as uncharacterized. The transcript has 4 exons. Bases 18 to 1658 code for a protein of 546 amino acids. Lineage: Eukaryota; Viridiplantae; Streptophyta; Magnoliopsida; Rosales; Rosaceae. The record is from RefSeq and is a predicted model, not a curated record.